GUUAUUCUAGUAAAACAUGUUCCAUAAUAUUUUUAUCAUAAACAUAUUAAACUACUUUUACAAAUAUCUUGGCGGCUGACCUUGAGCGUGCAUUACGCAGUUCCCUACAAUGCAUUCCUUUAGGCCUCACUACACCUAAAAUUGUGUUCAGCACAGCAGCUCGAGCAAUGUUCCGAGCUGACAAGAUUUUUGUAUAUGUGAAUGAAGCCAAAGAUCUAAUGGACCCCCGUCGAGGGUAUUUCUCGUACCCUUAUUCUGGGCAACCACCAACCUACUACCAUCCACUUUUUUCAGCAGGCAUGCAAGCGGUCAAUUUUGUGCCGAUGUCGCAACCGCCUCCGCCGCCACCGCCGCCGCCGCCGCCCGCUUCACAAGCUAUCGAAGACUAUGGCAUCAAAGAUGUUUGGAACUACAAUCUACAUGAAGAAUUCCGUAUUAUCAGACAGAUUGUCCAGAAGUAUCACUGGGUGGCUAUGGACACAGAGUUUCCGGGGGUGGUGGCGAGACCCAUUGGUGAAUUUCGAUCCACUGCCGAUUACCAAUAUCAACUACUAAGAUGCAAUGUGGACUUGCUGAGGAUUAUCCAACUCGGGCUCACAUUCAUGGAUGAAAAUGGCCAAACUCCACCAGGAUACACCACUUGGCAAUUUAAUUUCAAAUUCAGUUUACAGGAGGACAUGUAUGCCCAAGAUUCUAUUGAUUUACUGCAAAAUUCUGGUUUGCAAUUUCGCAAACAUGAAGAAGAAGGAAUUGAUCCGCUAGAGUUUGCAGAAAUCAUCAUGACCUCAGGGUUAGUGCUGAUGGACAACAUCAAGUGGCUAAGCUUCCAUUCUGGAUAUGAUUUUGGCUACUUGCUAAAACUUUUAACUGAUCAAAACUUGCCAGCGGAGGAAAAUGAUUUUUUCCAAACUCUGCACAUGUACUUUCCCACCAUAUAUGAUGUCAAAUACUUGAUGAAGCUUUGCAAGAAUCUGAAAGGCGGAUUGCAAGAAGUAGCUGAUCAGUUGGAGUUGCGCCGCGUCGGCCCGCAGCAUCAAGCCGGAUCCGAUUCACAUCUGACCGGCAUGGCUUUCUUCAAAAUUAAAGAGAUAUUCUUCGACGACAACAUCGAGAGCUCAAGUGGACAUCUGUACGGAUUGGGCGCGCCCUUCUCCGUUACCGCCAACAACUUCCCCGAGGGUGCCGAUGGAAAGCCCAUCUGAUGCGAGGCUUGCAUCUCCGGAAGCCAUGGAGGACCGGCACGUAGUUUCAUCGUGACCGAAUAAAAACUGAUUACCCAUUCAAUAAUAAUUAUUUCUUCAUAAACAUCAUCAAUGUUCAAAUUUAUGACUUGAUUAAAAAAUUGUAAUUGUAGUUGUGGACUAUAUAAACACAUUUAAAUUUAAUGAUAAGUAAUAUAUGUUUACUUAGACUUUUAUGUGCGCAUAAAGCACUACUUCAUUACUGAUAAGGAAAACUGUUUAUCGUUGAUGCACUUCGCUGGUUAUAAUAUUAUAAUAUUGACAUUUCGCCAUAAUUAUAUAUUCAAUAACAUGCUCCCAAAUGGAGCAACAAUUAUUUAGUAGGAAUUCAUUUAAACAUGGAAUCAUACACCUAAGUACUACUUAUUAAUAAGUGGAUGUUACAUUGUAAGACUUUUUCUCCUUUAUUUGUAACUUUUAAGUAAUUUUGAUUGUUGUCCUUGACACUUUAAUGUAAUUUUGUAGCUUGUAUUUAAUCUUUAAAAAGAUUCA
Molecule: messenger RNA, 1733 nt
Organism: Papilio xuthus (Asian swallowtail)
Lineage: Eukaryota; Metazoa; Arthropoda; Insecta; Lepidoptera; Papilionidae
Product: CCR4-NOT transcription complex subunit 7-like
Exons: 9
Coding region: 168-1202 (344 amino acids)
Cellular component (GO): CCR4-NOT complex
Molecular function (GO): poly(A)-specific ribonuclease activity; nucleic acid binding
Source: RefSeq, a predicted model, not a curated record